CUGCGCAAGAAUCGAUGAUGUCAUCGAUGGUGCACACGGUUUGAGGAGGAGUGGAAUUUCCUACAAAACAAAAUACUGUUUCACAGUUCUAAAUUGUCUUUGCUGUAUCCGACAAUACUAGGCAACCUGCAACGUAAAACUGGUCAUUUUUCUUUGGCUCGUCAUCCUUCUCAAUGCAUCGGAACACUGCCACAGGCGCUAACCAUGGCCAGCGGCCGACCCAUCCAUUGGAUUCCAGGGUACUACCAGUUUACCAAAGACUGCUAACUCCAUCAAAUGUGUACCCAUACCAAUCACCCCCUCCUCAACAAAAUGGAAUGACUCAGCCUGGACUGUUUCUGAUUGACAAAGGGAGAAAGACCAUAAAGAUAGCCGGUGGCAGUCCAGUGACCAUAAACCAACCUAGUCAAGGUCGACAAAGCCAACCAAAUGCAACACCCCAACCAACAGUACCCAUCACAUCGGAUAGGAGAGUCAGUCUAGCCAAGACCCCGGAGACGCCAAACACUUACAAACUGCUGGUUCAGGUUCUCGGGGACAAAGCCAAGAUAGAGACUCAGAGUAGAGAUCCGUCAGCCCCAACCGCAACAGACUCGAGGCUACAGCCUCAGACCAGUACACAGAGUGUCACCCAAGCUAACGGUCCAGGAAAGUCUACAGAGCCUCGAUAUUCUGCUAUGAACAGUCGGAUGGCGUCUAAAGACAAAAAUCGGAAAUCGUCCUCAGCGUCUGACGAUGUGGGCAAAAGCCGGGAAAAAGCUGUGUUUAUACACACGUACGCUGAGCGCCCCUCUGGUCAUUCAACGGCGCACAAGGGCCGGGCUCACAGCCAGCCGACAAGGAACAGCUCCCCAUCCACGGCUACUUCAUCACAUGGACGCGGUGAUCAAAGGGAACCACAGCAUAAGCCCAACAGGCUGGUUGAUACACCCAAAAGCUCCACCAGGGACCAUUCCGAAUCCAGUGGGAGUAGUAGGAAAAGAACCCAUGAUAGUCGUUCAGCUCAUGUUCCAAGCCCCAAACCAGACACCACAAACCCCACUGGUAAAGCAUUGGACAAGAUUUCAGAGGCGAUAUGGAAAAACUACAUGAACUCCAAGCAGAGCACCCAGCGACUGUACAUGAAGGAGAAUCUACGACAGACGCUGGAAGGAAUUAUUCAAUUAAAAUACCAAGGUACAAUGCUCUUUCUUGUUGGUUCCUCCCUCAAUGGAUUCGCUACCAACAGCAGCGAUACUGAUCUGUGUCUCAUGGUCAGUAGCAAAGAGCUGAACCAGAAGCAUCACGCAACCUACAUUUUGAAUGUGUUACACAACCUCAUAUUGCAGAGAAGCAAUUUUGUUUCUGAAGCUCAAGUUAUCUAUGCCAAAGUUCCAAUCUUGAAGUUUGUGUGUUCAAGCACCUACAGUGGGCUUGAUUGUGACAUAAACAUCAACAAUGCAACCGGUAUCAGGAAUACUCAUCUGCUGCAGAUAUACUCAAAAAUUGACUGGCGAGUGGCUCCGUUGGUGGUUCUCAUCAAGCAGUGGGCAUCUGCUCAAGGCAUCAAUGAUGCGAGUCAGGGAACCCUGUCCAGUUACUCACUGGUACUCAUGGUAAUCAACUACCUUCAAGCCAAAUGCGAGCCAUGUGUUCUGCCUUGCCUACAUCAAUUGCACUCGAGUACCUUCAAUUCCCAUUCCGAUGUUCGGUUCCUGUACGACACCCAUCCCUGCAACCCCCUCCCAAGCUACAUCACAUUCCAAUCGAAGAACACCAAUUCAAUCUGGGACCUUUAUCGGGGCUUCUUUGCAUACUAUGUGGAGGAGUUCAGGUUCCAGACCAAUGUCAUUUGCGUACGACUUGGUAACACCUACCCAUUGGCCAACGCUCCAUACCACAGCAGGGAUUGGGUGGAGAAGUACAUCUACAUCGAAGAGCCCUUCGAUAGGAACAACACCGCCCGCGCUGUCUACAACGACACCAACUUCAGGAGGAUUAUGCGGACGUUUGAGAAGACGCAUCGGAAGCUGAACCUCCUUGGCAAAACCGAUUCAGUGGACCCCGAAGAAGCACUGGACUUCAUAUACGAAUGGUUGCCGAAAGACACGCCCCCUGUGAAGAAGAAAAGGAAAUGAUCGAAGAGAAUCGUAGCUGUCGCAGAAGCUUGUUGACAACAGAAGAAGUUGCACUGCAUCUCAUGGACGCAAAGCGCAGACUCUGUCAGUGCAAACUGCAGUGGGCCCUUGUAAAUGCAGCAGUAGGGUAGGCCAACCGUAAGCAAAUAAGUGGGUAUUAAUGUACCCCAACUUGGCAGGACUGAAAACUUGUCAGAGCCUUUUGCCACAACUUCAUAUGAAAAUCGGCAAGAAUCUGACCCUGGUGUCAGCGGCAGAAUGACAUCUCUUCGCUGUUUAAAAGAAGAACCAUUCUCAUUAUGGAAUUAUUGAUUUGUUGCAAGCAACGACAUGCAUGAAGAUGCAACAGCUUUCCACGACUUUACUUUUGGGCCCGUCUCAAUUCAUAUCCGGGAUGAGUUUGGGACAAGUUACGGACAUUGCAUCGGGUAAAGUGGCAGGAUUCUGAACAACUACCCUGCAAUCUUCCCGCAAUGAAGUUAUCAAUAUCGGUGAGUCAAGCAGUUGCUAAUGAGCAUUUUACCGGAACACAUCUGGGACAAAUGCAGAGCUUCUUCCAGACAAAGUGAAUGAUUCUACCCGCAACUUGUCCGGGAUGUGAAAGAGACAUGCCCUUAUGCACCAAGUCUCGUUUUGAACACUGCUAUGAAAAAGUGGACAGUAGUUAUCUCAAUAUAUUUAGUUGCAUACUUAUAUCUCUUAGAUUCCAUCAUUAUAAUGCAUAUGGGUCAUUCUAUAAACUUAGGGUCCACUUUUUUCCUGUCCCUGUUACAUCUGACAUCUGUGAUUGCAGAAUUCUGAUACACGCUCUUCUUAAUGCAACCUCCUCCAAGAGUGAUUACAAAAUAGCAAACUACCUACCCAACAAAUGAAAAUCCUUUGGAGUCAUUAUUAAUGAUACUUGAAAGGCACAUUACAAGUUCAGAGCUGACAGGGACGGGGAAAAUGUCACACUUUGGACCCCAGGGCCGAGUUCGGGUGGUUGUACUUGACACGGGUAUAAUUGUUCUCGCGCUCAACGGUGGGAACACGACCCACUAACACUGCACUCGGAGCAGGAUCACACACCACCUAUCCGUCAGGGUUUCGCAGGAGCAAUAUACCCAUGUCAAGAACAGACCGCCCGAACUCGACCUAGAUGUAUAGAAUGACCCAUGAUGAGAUGAGAUUGAUGAGAGGCACGACUAAGCAAGAUUAAUGUUUCAACUCCACGCAUAUGUAUAACUUACAAACAUGUAAGUAUUUGAUGAAGCAGUGUUCAUAAUAGGUGAUUUGUUAAGGUUGCCAGAUACUACAUGAUGUCAUUGCCACAGAUGCUAGCCCUGCAACUGCAGGAUUUCAAGCUUUUUAAAAGAAUUGCAAAUAACAUAUUGGUGCCAUGCAUGUCUGUAUACUUGAUAUAUUCCUCAAAUUCCUUGUAAAACUAAUCGUGCCCACCUACAUCCCUGCAUUGUGAAAUAAUUUCAAUUGGUCUGCAGUCAUGCACUUCGUAUUUUUGUUAGUCAAAUCAGAAAAUUCAGAGGACAUUUUCAGGGCAUUGUCGAUAGAAAAUGGAGUUGUCUUGUAAUGAGAUACACAUAAUGGGCCAGUCCAUACAUUUGGGGUCCAAUUUUGUUUGUGUCCCUGUUACAUCUGAUGUCAGAUUUUGUGAAUUCAGGACACAUUCUUUAAUGCCUUCUAUCUCCCAGAGUGAUUAUGUACAGCAAAGUACCUGUCAAACAAAUAAGAAAUAGUUGGAAGUCACUUUUAACGAUACUUGUAUGGCAAAUUACACAGGUCAGGUGUAACAGUAACACAAACAUGUCACCUUUGGACCCCACAUUUCUGGACUGACCCAGCACUGUAGCAAGAUACAUUACUUAUGGCAAAGAAGGAGGAGACUGUUAGCAUUUAGGGGAAAAAAUUCUCACCUCAAGAGGUUUCUCACUUUGACUUGAGGGAUUUUCUUGUUUUGUUUUGUUUUUUCAUUUUUUUUCUUCAGAAUGUCAAUGAAAUCACAGAUUUACCCCUAGAAAUUACACAAGGACAUUUUUCUCAAGCAAACACUCGAUCAGAUUUGUCGAUACCCACAAUAUGAUGAUCCUCUAUAAUUGUUAGCGUAAAAAUUUGAAAACAUUAAGUUAGCAUCACAAAUCAUGAGAAACGUGCAGGUUGAUGGCUUGAGCACUUGCUACUUGCGGCACCCCUUUGUCUAAAGGUUCUCCUCAGAACCAGAUUUAUUGCCUUCUAAUCAGGUAACUUGAACCACAUUCCCCAUUUUGUUGGGUAUUUGUUACAGUGUGAAUAUAGUGUGUUAUAUUAAAUCUUCUGCCCGGACAGAUUUUGAGUUAUCGGU
Messenger RNA from Patiria miniata (bat star), 4452 nucleotides. It is a transcript of the gene tent2, whose product is annotated as poly(A) RNA polymerase GLD2-like. The transcript is spliced from 13 exons. NCBI's taxonomy places the organism in Eukaryota, Metazoa, Echinodermata, Asteroidea, Valvatida, Asterinidae. The record is from RefSeq and is a predicted model, not a curated record. Bases 174 to 2117 code for a protein of 647 amino acids. Gene Ontology annotation, molecular function: poly(A) RNA polymerase activity. Gene Ontology annotation, cellular component: cytosol.